AUGGCCGACGACGUGCUCAUACGUGGUCAUACGUAUCACAUACAUGGCCCGGUGGGGGUAGACCCUGAAGGCGGCGCUUUCAUCAAGCACAGUUACAUCACCCAAAGUUUGGUGGCAACCGUGCCACCUCAACAUGCCGACCUAGCUGCGAAAGCCUGGAUCUGUUCAACCGGCAAGGUUAUCAGAGUCGCUUGGGACAAUGUUAAUGAAGAUGGUGAAUGGCACCUGACUGUUAAAGCGGAACAUCAUACCUUUGAACCGGAUGAGAGACGAGAAUUACAUUUUGCGAUCACAUAUCGCUUUGGUCAUUUUUCUCCUGAGCUUUCUGAGAUGGAGGACAUUGAAGUCAACACGUUGAUGACUUUUGAAGGGCUGGUGACUUCUCAAGACCAGCAGACUGAUGAACUCGUUGUUCAACCAUGGUUUCGUCGUGGUUCCCUAGAUGCCAGGAAUCCAAAGCUGCAAGAACGUUGUAAAUAA
Molecule: messenger RNA, 480 nt
Organism: Melampsora larici-populina 98AG31
Lineage: Eukaryota; Fungi; Basidiomycota; Pucciniomycetes; Pucciniales; Melampsoraceae
Exons: 3
Coding region: 1-480 (159 amino acids)
Source: RefSeq, a predicted model, not a curated record